Messenger RNA from Aspergillus welwitschiae, 888 nucleotides. RefSeq names its product class II aldolase/adducin family protein. The record is from RefSeq and is a predicted model, not a curated record. Gene Ontology annotation, cellular component: cytoskeleton. Bases 1 to 888 code for a protein of 295 amino acids. Gene Ontology annotation, molecular function: actin filament binding. NCBI's taxonomy places the organism in Eukaryota, Fungi, Ascomycota, Eurotiomycetes, Eurotiales, Aspergillaceae. The transcript has 2 exons.
AUGGCCACGACUACCGUCACUGAAACUGCCCCUCAGAACGGCAACAGCAAUCCAUCAGCUUCAACCAGCAAGUUCUUCGAUGAUGUGCACUUCCUCGGUGACAAAGAGGGCAAGGUCGUGAUCCGUUCCCCUCCGACCUUCACCAACAUUGAAGAUGAGCGCGCGUACCAGAAGCAACAUUUGGCCGUGGCCUUCCGGGUCUUCGCCCGGCAGGGAUUCGAUGAGGGAGUGGCUGGACACAUUUCCCUGCGCGAUCCCCUCAACCCUCACCACUUCUGGAUCAACCCACUCAGCAUGCACUUCUCCAUGAUCAAGGUAUCCGACCUCGUCCUCGUCAACGAGAACGGCGAAGUUCUCCCGGGAGGCGCCCAGCACCCGAUCAAUGGCCCCGCCUUCGCCAUUCAUAGCGAAAUCCACAAAGCACGCCCCGACCUCAACGCCGCAUGCCACGCACACUCCGUCUACGGCAAGGCAUUCUCCUGCUUUGCGCGGCCCAUCGAAAUGCUCUACCAGGAUGCCCUUCGCUUUUACAACGAUUUGGCUGUGUACCCUCGCUACGGAGGCACCGUGCUGUCUACCGAAGAAGGAGCCCGGAUCGCCAAGGCCCUCGGUCCAACCUGUCGCAGUGUGAUUCUGCAGAACCACGGCAUGAUUACCUGCGGGAGGACAGUCGAUGAGGCAGCGUUCCUGUUCAUUGCGCUGGAUCGGUGUUGUCACGCGCAGAUGAUGGCCAAUGCAGCGGCCGGACCGGGGUGGGAGAAGGUCUACAUCAACAAAGAGGAGGCGGAGAUGACGCAUAGAAAGAGUGGAAACUCAAGUAAGAUGUGGUUGGCGUUCCAGCCGUAUUAUGAUCAGGUGGUCAAGGAAGAUCCAAGUGUUCUGGAGUGA